AUGACGACCACGGAGGCGCAAAACCUCACCGAGCAGUGCGACUGGUUCAGCGGGGAGAACCGAACUGAGCCGCGCGUAACCGAGCAGCUGGACGCCUCCGGUUGCCUCUUUCUGUCUGUAGUGCCCUACGGACAGGCGGUUCCAGCACUCAUAUGGACUUUUGUGGCGUUGACUCUCUUCUCACUUCUGGUCAACGGGUUUACCCUGUUCGGAGUCGGACGGUCCGAGGACCUCUCGUGGGAGCCUCGCGUUGCAUUCUUAAAGAAUCUGAUUCUGAGCGACCUGAUGCAGACUUUCACCUUCGCUCCGGCGGUCAUCCACUCACUAGCUCAACGCCGGACGAUGGCGUUCAGCAUCUGGUGUUACGUCCAGUACUUUGUGGGGACCUGCAGUAUUUUCUCCAGCCUUGUCACCAUCAUGUGCAUGGCGCUGGAGCGCUACUUGUACGUGUGCCACGCCAUCCACUACUUGGUCAUCAUCACUCAGCGGCGCCUGCGGCUAGUCCUGAGCCUUAUUUGGGUCUACUCCAUCUCCAUCAGCAGCAUCAACAUGGUGUUGCUGCACACGGGGUCAGAGCAGAAGAAUGAACAGGUGACCAGGGGGCUGCUGUGCGAGCCGGACAUGAUGGAGCAGCACAUGGGUUUCCCGCAUGCCGCUGCCGUCUUUCGCAAACUGGCUGGUUCCUGUACUCUGCUGCUGUGCCUGCUGGUCUACAUGUUCUCCUACUUGAGGAUGUACCAGGACGCGCGCAAGGCGAUGGUACCGUUCAACACGGUCAACACCGCAGCUCGCAAGACUGUGCUGUUCUACUGCGGCAUGCUGGUCCUGCAGCUGCUGCCGCUGCUGCUCAAAGUCACCUCGGAUGCAUUGUGGGAGAUUGAGGGGACCGAGGCUAUGAUGGCACAGUCCCCUCAAUCUCAAGGUGCGCGCCAGGCGACGGUGGCAACUAUGCCGGCCACGGCGGCCGCGCUCCACAUGUCUUUGCUGAUGUUGCUUUUAGUGCCACCAUGCAUCAACCCGCUGGUGUACGGGAUGAGGAACGUCGAGAUAAGGAUGUCGCUGCUCAACCUGUGCCGGUGGCGGACGGAGAGGAGGGGCGCGGGUGUGCCCCGAAUGGAAGACAUAAGAGUUGGAAACGUGCGUCAAAAAGGAGCUCAGGCGGGAUAA
Messenger RNA from Dicentrarchus labrax (European seabass), 1167 nucleotides. RefSeq names its product olfactory receptor 1G1. Gene Ontology annotation, cellular component: membrane. Gene Ontology annotation, biological process: G protein-coupled receptor signaling pathway. The transcript has a single exon. Lineage: Eukaryota; Metazoa; Chordata; Actinopteri; Moronidae. The record is from RefSeq and is a predicted model, not a curated record. The coding region runs from base 1 to 1167 and encodes 388 amino acids. Gene Ontology annotation, molecular function: G protein-coupled receptor activity.